Molecule: messenger RNA, 4366 nt
Organism: Prionailurus viverrinus (fishing cat)
Lineage: Eukaryota; Metazoa; Chordata; Mammalia; Carnivora; Felidae
Gene: FGFR3
Product: fibroblast growth factor receptor 3
Biological process (GO): protein phosphorylation; multicellular organism development; positive regulation of kinase activity
Cellular component (GO): membrane; signaling receptor complex
Molecular function (GO): ATP binding; fibroblast growth factor receptor activity; fibroblast growth factor binding
Source: RefSeq, a predicted model, not a curated record
GUGCGCGGUGGCGGCGGCGGCGGUGCGGACAGCUGGCGCCGCGCGAUCCUGCUCCGCCGGGCGCACGGACGCACCGGCGAGCCGACGCUGGAAGCACGGGGCGCGGGCGUCCGGCCGGCGGACAAGGAGCCGGAGCAAGAGCCGCGGGCAGCGAGUGGGCGCCAGCGGCCGCCAGACUGCCUAGCGGCGCCCUCCUCCCGCCGGUGCCAGAGCGGGGCCAUGGGGGGCAGCAUGCCCGCGCGCGCCGCCUGAGGACGUCGUAGCCCCCGCCCCCACUAUGGGCGCCCUGGCUCGCGCCCUCGCGUUCUGCGUGGCCGUGGCGGUCGUGACCGGCGCCGCCUCGGGGCCCCCCGGCAUGGAGCAGCGCGUCGUGCGGAGAGCGGCAGAGGCCCCGGGACCUGAGCCCGGCCCGCAGGAGCAGCUGGUCUUUGGCAGCGGGGACACCGUGGAGCUGAGCUGCCACUUGCCUGCAGGUGGCCCCACAGGGCCCAGCGUUUGGGUCAAGGACGGUGUGGGGCUGGCGCCCUCAGACCGCAUCCUGGUGGGGCCUCAGCGGCUGCAGGUGCUGAACGCCUCCCACGAGGACGCGGGGGCCUACAGCUGCCGGCAGCGGCUUACCCAGCGCGUGCUAUGCGACUUCAGCGUGCGCGUGACAGAUGCCCCGUCCUCCGGGGAUGACGAAGACGGAGAGGAUGAGGCUGAGGACACAGCCGGGGCCCCUUACUGGACGCGGCCCGAGCGGAUGGACAAGAAGCUGCUGGCUGUGCCGGCCGCCAACACCGUCCGCUUCCGCUGCCCGGCCGCCGGCAACCCCACUCCGUCCAUCUCCUGGCUGAAGAACGGCAAGGAGUUCCGGGGGGAGCACCGCAUCGGGGGCAUCAAGCUGCGACACCAGCAGUACCUGGUCAUGGAGAGCGUGGUCCCGUCGGACCGCGGCAACUACACGUGCGUUGUCGAGAACAAGUUCGGCAGCAUCCAACAGACCUACACCCUGGACGUGCUGGAGCGCUCUCCGCACCGGCCAUCCUGCAGGCGGGGGCUGCCGGCCAACCAGACGGCGGUGCUGGGCAGCGACGUUGAGUUCCACUGCAAGGUGUACAGCGACGCCCAGCCCCACAUCCAGUGGCUGAAGCACGUGGAAGUGAACGGCAGCAAAGUGGGGCCCGACGGCACCCCCUACGUCACCGUGCUCAAGUCCUGGAUCAGUGAGGGUGUGGAGGCCGACGCGCGCCUCCGCCUGGCCAAUGUGUCCGAGCGUGACGGGGGCGAGUACCUCUGUCGAGCCUCCAAUUUCAUAGGCGUGGCUGAGAAGGCCUUUUGGCUGCGUGUCCACGGGCCCCAAGCAGCCGAGGAGGAGCUGCUGGAGGCCGGCGCGGCGGGCAGCGUGUAUGCGGGCGUCCUCAGCUACGGGGCGGGCUUCCUCCUCUUCAUCCUGGUGGUGGCCGCCGUGACACUGUGCCGUCUGCACAGUCCCCCGAAGAAGGGCCUGGGCUCGCCCACCGUGCACAAGGUCUCCCGCUUUCCACUCAAGCGACAGGUGUCCUUGGAGUCCAACUCGUCCAUGAACUCCAACACGCCGCUGGUGCGAAUCGCCCGGCUGUCUUCCGGGGAGGGUCCUGCGCUGGCCAACGUCUCCGAGCUCGAGCUGCCCGCCGACCCCAAGUGGGAGCUGUCCAGGGCCCGGCUGACCCUGGGCAAGCCUCUCGGGGAGGGCUGCUUUGGCCAAGUGGUCAUGGCAGAGGCCAUCGGCAUUGACAAGGACCGGGCCGCCAAGCCUGUCACUGUGGCCGUGAAGAUGCUGAAAGACGACGCCACAGACAAGGACCUGUCGGAUCUGGUGUCGGAGAUGGAGAUGAUGAAAAUGAUCGGCAGACACAAGAACAUCAUCAACCUGCUGGGGGCCUGCACGCAGGGCGGGCCCCUGUACGUGCUGGUGGAGUACGCAGCCAAGGGGAACCUGCGCGAGUACCUGCGGGCGCGGAGGCCGCCAGGCAUGGACUACUCCUUCGACACGUGCAAGCUGCCCGAGGAGCAACUCACCUGCAAGGACCUGGUGUCUUGUGCCUACCAGGUGGCGCGGGGCAUGGAGUACCUGGCCUCGCAGAAGUGCAUCCACAGGGACCUGGCGGCCCGCAACGUGCUGGUGACCGAGGACAACGUGAUGAAGAUUGCGGACUUUGGUCUGGCCCGCGACGUGCACAACCUUGACUACUACAAAAAGACCACCAAUGGCCGGCUGCCCGUGAAGUGGAUGGCACCCGAGGCCUUGUUUGACCGAGUCUACACCCACCAGAGUGACGUCUGGUCCUUCGGGGUCCUGCUCUGGGAGAUCUUCACUCUGGGGGGCUCGCCGUACCCCGGCAUCCCCGUGGAGGAGCUCUUCAAGCUGCUGAAAGAGGGCCACCGCAUGGACAAGCCGGCCAACUGCACACACGACCUGUACACGAUCAUGCGGGAGUGCUGGCACGCGGUGCCCUCACAGAGGCCCACCUUCAAGCAGCUGGUGGAGGACCUGGACCGCAUCCUCACCGUCACGUCCACCGAUGAAUACCUAGACCUGUCGGUGCCCUUCGAGCAGUACUCGCCGGGCGGCCAGGACACCCCCAGCUCCAGCUCUUCGGGGGACGACUCUGUGUUUGCCCACGACCUGCUGCCUCCGGCCCCUCCUGGCGGCGGGGGCCCUCGGACGUGAAGGGCCGCCGGCCUGCAGGCCGAGCCCCCACCAAUGUGAGAGCAGACCCCAGCUCACCGUGCCGCCGUCGACCGCAGGGGCCCCGUGGCCUGGGCCUCAGACCUGGGCCAGAUGGACGGAUGGACAGACAGCUUCGUGUGUGUGCGCGUGUGUGAGCGUGUGAGUCUUGAGGCCCCUGGCGCCCCGGUGCAGGGUCCCUGGGGUGCCCGCCCUGCUGUAUGAUGACCUCCUGGCUACGUGUGCUGGCAGCACCAGGGGGACCGAAUGUAGAAUGUAAAGGGGCUCCUCCCUGGGGCCCCUCCCCCAGGCUCUCCCCACGCAUGGCUGCCCCGCCGGGAGCACUGGCGGGGGGGGGGGUGGGGGGGGUGGGGGGGGGGGUGGGGGGGGGGUGGGGGGGGUGGGGGGGGGUGGUGUCCGGCCAAGCUCUGGCAUCCAGCGUGGACCGAGGCCCCUCCACUUGCCCAAGCUGAGCCUGCAGGGAAGCCUCCCCCCGCCCCCGCCCCCCCCAUGAUACACCUCCCACCCAAGCGGCACCUUGGGCCUGGGGGGGAGUGCUAGCCCGCAGCCUCCCCCCACCUCCAGGCCUCCCCACUUCCCACCCUGCUCCUUGGGAGACUGAAUUACGGGUACCUGAAGGCAGGAGGCUUUAACUUCUGUCCGAGAGGUUCGUUCCAGAAAUGAGUGUACAUUUAUAUAAAUAGAUGCUGUGUACAGGAUCUACACAUACGUAUAUAUAGAGAUAUCUAUACGGAGGGAGGAGCCGGUCUAAACGGGCACAGGACCCUGAGGGUGCAGGAGGGAGGCGCAGCCGCCGGCCCGGGAGGUUCCCGAGGGAUCUGCUGAGAUCAACGCGAAAACCAGCAGGCGAUCGAGAGGCUUUUCUGGCAACGCAGUUUUGUUUUAAAAUUGUAUAUUUGUAAAGCUAUUUAUCGACCCCCAGAACCCCCGGCCCUGUGCCCCUCUCCCCCCCCGUGCUCAUAGUGUUCAGCCAGCCGCGUGGCAGAGAGGUCUCAGUUUUAACUUAUUAACAGCCGAGAAGGUUCCUGCUUCAUGUAGAGGGCCCGCUAAGGGCUUCACCCCAAAGCCCAGCCAGGUCCCUUGCACCCUUAAGGGUCGUUAAUAGUUUGAGGUGAUUCUAGUGAGGAUAUUUUAUUUCCUUUGGCCUUCUUUCACAGGGGAAUUAGGUUUCUAUAGGGUUUUUCUUUAGGAGAUGUAUUUUUUGGACUUCAAAGCAAGCUGGUAUUCUCAUGCAAGUUCUAAUUGCCAUGUGUUCUGAGUGAGGAGGCAGUUUCCAGGGGGGGGGGCAACCCUGCACGCAGGUUCAGAUGUUAUUAGAUGUUACAAGUUUAUAUAUAUCUAUAUAUAUAAUUUAUUGAGUUUUUACAAGAUGUAUUUGCUGUAGAUUUAACACUUCUUACGCAAUGCUUUUAGACUUUUAUAGCCCAGACUGCUACCUUUCAAAGCUUGGGAGAGAAAGCCGUCAAUUCAGUUUUGUUACUUUUUGUACUGUUAAUGGCCCGCAUUUGGGUGGCUGUCUUGCUCAUCGGCCCGCCAGCCGGGCAGCGGUCCAGGGUGGUCUCUGUUCUCAGGUCCCCAGCCUCAUGGGGGUCAAAGGUGUCGGCCCAAACUGGCAGAUGCGCUUUCCAAAAAAUAAACAGAGACAACUGGUUCACA